Pangasianodon hypophthalmus (striped catfish) is the source of this 1630-nucleotide messenger RNA. RefSeq lists its product as uncharacterized. Gene Ontology annotation, molecular function: catalytic activity. The transcript has 7 exons. The coding region runs from base 403 to 1329 and encodes 308 amino acids. NCBI's taxonomy places the organism in Eukaryota, Metazoa, Chordata, Actinopteri, Siluriformes, Pangasiidae. The record is from RefSeq and is a predicted model, not a curated record.
AUUUUACUAGUCGAAAACGGUUUAAUAUAUCUGGCUUCAACAAGCUGAAUUUCCUCACUAACCUUAAACCAAAGCUUUUCUGUAUAAAAUUUACUUCCGAGCGCUUAAAUCCAUAGGUAGGGUUCUUACUAGAACGUUAGCCGUUUUCCAAAACAAAACUAAACUUAUGAAACGUUAAUGAAACGUUAACAUAUGUUAUUUGUUUGCAACGGUUAUUUGUCUACUGUCCGCUUUGUCAUGUUUAGCUGAGUGUGUAAAUUUAUUCCAGUUCGACAUUAACUUAUAGCUCGUAAAUCGUUCAGGCUUGUUGGCUUACUAACGUUAUUUAACGCCAGAUACAGGCUCAAGAUACAGACUGAGACUGUUUAAUGUGACAUAGAUUCAAAGUAGCUAUCUCAAACGAUGAAGUUUCCGCGACUAUCGUUACUUAAUUUUUUUCUGAACGGAAAUACCCUCAAGAAAAAAACUGGGCGACAUGAGUGCCUUCUUGGCGCAGGAAAGCGGUGUUGGAGCUCCGGGUGCACUUCCCAAGAGCAUCCUACAGCAGGUCAGACAGUGGUUAUUGAAAAGCAAGGUCCAGUGCUUACUGUGGGGAUUAACAGGCCAGAGGUGCGUAAUGCAGUGAACCAAGAGACAUCCCAGCGGUUAUUUGAAGAAUUUUCUGCCUUCAAUCAGGAUGAUACCUUGAGUGUAGCUGUGCUACAUGGAAUAGGGGGAAAUUUUUGUGCUGGUUAUGAUCUUAAAGAGCUUUCCCAGGAUUCGGGUUCCCUCACACUGGAGCAAAAUGUUACCCGAGGUCCUGCUCCAAUGGGUCCCUCUCGCCUGAGGCUAGCAAAGCCACUGAUUGCGGCAGUGAGUGGUUAUGCUGUGGCGGGGGGGUUGGAAUUGUCCCUGCUGGCUGAUCUCAGGGUUGUGGAAGCCAGCGCCAUUAUGGGGGUUUUCUGCCGCAGAUUUGGUGUGCCUCUGAUUGAUGGCGGGACGGUGCGGCUCCCACGGCUAAUUGGUUUGUCUCGAGCUCUAGACCUCAUUUUGACUGGUAGACCUGUAGGAGCUCAGGAAGCACUGGCAUUUGGACUAGCAAACAGAGUGGUGCCAGAUGGACAAGCCUUACAGGUGGCUGUUGAACUUGCUGAGCAGAUUAGCUCCUUUCCUCAGCUCUGUCUCCGUGCUGACCGUAACUCAGCCUAUCAUGCAACUUUUGACUCCACCUCGUUCACCCAGGCCAUGCAGUAUGAGACCGACUAUGGCCUGCCAGUAAUCACAGCUGAAGCUGUCCCCGGGGCAACAAGGUUCAGCUCUGGCACUGGAAGAGGUGGAACGUUCUCUUGAAAGACGUGAUAAAUGUGUUUUUUGCCCUCCAAUAACAAUGUACUUGUAAUUACUCAUGUUUGUAGUAUUUUACUUGUGAGAAAAGAUUUCAGUGUGAUUUUGAGAAAGGUUCCAGCUGAACUGCACAGAGUUUUGGUAGUGAUUGUAUACCUUUGAACAGCCACCAUUUAUGGUCACUAUAAUGCUAAUAGAAAAACCUAUUUGUUGCAAAAAUUCUUAACAAACUACAUAGCGCAGUUUGAAUGGGUAGUCCAGGAUCAUCAUUUCUGUAUUAGUAAACCACCGUACUGAAAAGCUGAAA